AUGUAUAUGCGCCUGGCCGACGCCUGCGACCUGCUCGGCGUGCCGCCCUCCGCUUCGCGCGAGGACGCCCAGAAGGCCUACCGCAAGUGCGCUCUGCGCCAUCACCCAGACCGCAACCCUGGCGACCCGAGCGCCACCUCAAAGUUUCAGUCGAUCGGCGAGGCGUGGGACCGGCUGCAGCAGUACCACGACAACCCUCGCCGGUGGGGCGCAAACGCGGAUGAAUCGGACGAGGACACCGCCGACUCUGCAACCGGCGCCGACCACUUUGCUUCGUCCUGGGAGGACCUCUUCCGGCGCUGGUACGCUGGCCCGCCGCCCCCGAACAGAGGCGGCGGCCGCGCCUGGGACUUUGAGCCGCCUCCGCAGCACCGCGCCGACUGCAAGCGAGGGAGGGCGGAGGCCGCCUCUGCGCUUCGGCGUCUCUUCACAUCCUGCCGCUGCGAGCAGGCGCGCGCCAAGGAGGAGGCCGCGCGGACGGCGCAUCAGCGAGUGGCGGAGGCGGAGGCCGAGCGGAGGCGCGAGCAGAAGUGGAUGGCUGAGCAGACCGCGCGGCGGGAGAGAGUGACGGCGGCGCUCCGCACGCACCUCUCGGGGCCGGUCGAGCUCUCCGUGCCGCUGGACGAGCUGCUGCUCCGCUUCAGCGCGCUCAAGGCGAGGGCGGACGCGGCGAGGCGCGCGGUGUCGCACGUGUUCGGCAUGUCCGGGGCGUCCAAGGACACGCGCAUGACAUGUCUGAGACAUGUCCACAGGCGCGCGGUGUCGCACGCGCGCGACGGCGCCGCCGAGUGGGACGAGGUGAGGGCGCUGCUUGCGAGGGCAGAGGCGAGGCUGGACGCGCUGGGCGAGGCGGCGGAGAAGGCGGCGGCGGCAGAGGCGGCAGCAGAGGCGGCCGCAGAGGCGGCAGGGUCGGGCGCGGCGGCGGAGGCGCAGGCGGAGGCGGAGGCGGGAGUGGCGGCGGAGGCGGGCGUGGCCCUUGAUGCUGCUCGCAAUCGGGCCGACGAGGAGGGCGGCGGCGAGGCGGAGGCAGGGGAGAGGCCGAAGGGGAGGAGAGGCGGUGGCGGCGGCCGCAAGGAGAAGCCGGGCAAGGCUGCCGUCGAGCAGCAGGCGAUACAAGCCCUCUCGUCGGCGUUGACGGUGGAGGAGCUCGAGGACGCAAUCAAGGCUGCGGACGGCGUGAGGAGGGCCUCACCGGCGCUGCUCAAGGCGAUCGAGAAGGCGUGCGAUCGGCUCGCAAGACUGUAG
Emiliania huxleyi CCMP1516 is the source of this 1245-nucleotide messenger RNA. RefSeq lists its product as hypothetical. Lineage: Eukaryota; Haptophyta; Isochrysidales; Noelaerhabdaceae. The transcript has 2 exons. Gene Ontology annotation, cellular component: nucleus; cytoplasm. The record is from RefSeq and is a predicted model, not a curated record. Gene Ontology annotation, molecular function: protein folding chaperone; protein-folding chaperone binding. The coding region runs from base 1 to 1245 and encodes 414 amino acids.